Messenger RNA from Sander lucioperca (pikeperch), 1473 nucleotides. RefSeq names its product ephrin-A1b (gene efna1b). Lineage: Eukaryota; Metazoa; Chordata; Actinopteri; Perciformes; Percidae. Gene Ontology annotation, molecular function: ephrin receptor binding. Bases 196 to 900 code for a protein of 234 amino acids. The transcript is spliced from 4 exons. Gene Ontology annotation, cellular component: plasma membrane. Gene Ontology annotation, biological process: axon guidance; ephrin receptor signaling pathway. The record is from RefSeq and is a predicted model, not a curated record.
GAACCAGUCAAGAGUUGCAACAGUGUUUGGUGUCCUGCAUCAUUUUGAACUGCCUUGAUUAUUACUCUAGGAGCGUAAAAUCCACGGUUGUUUUCCGUGCGCGCAUUUACGCAUUUAAAUAUUUAACUAACAGAAGCAUUUCUAUUUAUCGCUUACUAGUUUUACUUGGUGAGGUCCCUGUGGAGAAGAGAAGAUAUGGAUUUGGUGUGCCUGGUGUGUUUGGCGCUGACCACCGGCGCUUGGUUCGCCUCUGCGGAGAGACACAGCGUCUACUGGAACAGCACGAACCCGAACUUCCUGUGGGACGAGUACACAGUGGAAGUGCAUAUCAAUGACUAUCUGGACAUCAUCUGCCCCCACUACGCCCAUGGUGAGGUGUCAUCGCAUGCAGCUGAGCGCUAUGUGCUGUACAUGGUGGAGAGGGAGGACUACGAGGUGUGCAAGCCUCACUCUUUUGACCAGCUCCGUUGGGAGUGUUCGCGGCCGUUCGCUCCCCACGCUCCCGAGAAAUUCUCUGAGAAAUUCCAACGUUUUACUCCCUUCACCCUGGGCAAGGAGUUCAGACAGGGCGAGAGCUAUUAUUAUAUCUCCAAGCCAAUGCAUCACCAUGGCCAGGAGUGUCUAAAGCUGAGAGUGGAUGUUGUCGGGCAGAAAGGCUCCGGAAAGACCAAUCUAGAGAAAUCGAAGGCGGAAGAUACAGACAAAAGAUUUGAUGGAGGAAAAGUGAAGUUUCCUACUGCUGGAGGAGUUCACAACCCCUCAAACCGGCUCCCAGCAGAUGACCCUGCUGUGAUGGAGCCAAACGUCCAGAGGAGCAUCGGCAGUUCAGGAGCACAGCUUUUCUCCUUUCCUCUCUUCUUAACCAUGAUCCCAGUCCUAUUAGCCCUGAUGCUACACUAAGGCUGAGCAAGACGCCACAACAGAGACAAUGCUAAACCAAUGCCGGUCAUUGGGACCAUGAAUGCUUUUUUUAUACAGACUUUUUUUUUAUACGAGCAUGGUGUCAGUGUGUGUUUGCGUGUGUUUGCGUGAAUGUGGAACGUGGAUCGUUCCAAAGAAGAGGACAUUUUGUAUUAUUUUAUUAUGAGGAUGGAAAUUCUCAUUUUUGACCGUUUAAGAUGCACUCUUUUUUUUUUUGUCCUUAUGAACAAAACUGCAAGCAAACUGAUCAAAAUCAAAUAGAAAAUGACAAGAGGAUUACAUUGUCUUCGUUAUCCUGUGUUUCACCACUGGUACAGAUUUGCAUUACGCUCCUCAUCUCCAGCUGUUAAUGUCAUUUUUCCUCCUCUACAUGUAGAGAAAUUAUUAAUUCUGUGUGUUGGAAAUGUUAUCGUCUACUGCCAAAGUGAUAAACAUUAUGUAGGAUUUUUGUCAUGUCGUUGUGUAGCACUCAGCUCCCUGUUGUAUCUCCUCAAGUCUGUCAAAGCACCACUGACAUUCAUACAAAAGCAGUCAUUGGGAUUUAAAAAAAGA